AUGUCGUCCUGCAGCGUCGAUGGCAAUGCCGACAUGUACGGUCUCGGCAUCAGGCUUGGGUUCUAUCUCAACUGGAAUGCGGGGAUCCUCGCCAACCUUGUCGCCGUGCAGGAGAUCGAGACGAUCCGCUACGCUUUCACCUGCUUCAUCGGCGCCACCUUCCUCGCACUCGUUGUGCAGACGGUCCAGGGCGACAAUUUGACCGCGCUGGACACCUACAUUGUCCUGCUCCUGUGUUUCGGGUACUAUUGUUCUCUUGUUCCGACUUGGUUGUGGCGGCUGGCGACAUGCUUCAACCCCAAGCUCGAUCCGACCCGCUGGCCACGGCUCAAGCCGAGCCAGACGUUCAUGUACGCCCACGUCGCGCUUGUGGCUGCGGUCGCGGCGUUUCAGCUGUGGUUCUGGUUCGCAGAAGUGCCUAAAGCAGCAGCGUGCAGCUAUCGCGGUUUCCUCUUUGUCAAAUUUCGCCUCACCGACGUCGUGUUCAAAUAUGUCAAUAUUGCCUUCCAGGCACUUAUCCUGGCCAUCUGCGUAACCAGCGUGGCUGCGCAAUUGUUAGGGAGGGAGGGCUCGCCCUCGGUACGGAUCUCGGAGCGGCACAAGUCGACCCUGCGAAUUCUAUACGCAGUGAUGCUCUUCAUUGUCGCAAGCCUAAUCACCGUCGCAACCGAGCUCACCAUUGCGUGGAACAGAGUGACCGACGUCAAUGAGCUCAACUCGGCGGGCCAGCUGAUUCCGUUCAUCGUCGGCGUCGGUGUGCUAGGGCGCGUCGUAUAUCUCGCCAUCCGCGGUGGCUUGUCCUCCGCUCCUCCUGGCAAGAUGGGCACCCAUGGACGUGACGACAUGACCGCGAUGGGAGGGCAUUACGUGCAUCUCCCGACCGCAAUGCCGUAUGACGAGUCAACCACCAUCGAUGCCAGCAGCUCCGGUGGAGGACCCUAUGGCCCUGUGCACAAACCCUACACACCCGAAGGCUGGAACUUCCUACCACCCAUCAGCCCAUACGUCGCCAACAGCACGUCUGUCCCGAUGCCGGCCGUGGGAAUUUCCCACCCCAUGUCCGCGGCGAACAAUCCGGUCCGAAGCUCGCUCCCUCCAUACGAGACUGGCGGCUUGCCUCAUCCGAACAGCCCGUAUGAGAUUGGGACUGGCUACGCUCAUGGGCGCCAUGAGCUUUACGAUGCAGACCAGCCGACGGGCAACUACUCCAUCAUGACGCCCACAAUCGGGAAUCCUAAUAUACGUUGA
Molecule: messenger RNA, 1248 nt
Organism: Microdochium trichocladiopsis
Lineage: Eukaryota; Fungi; Ascomycota; Sordariomycetes; Xylariales; Microdochiaceae
Exons: 2
Coding region: 1-1248 (415 amino acids)
Source: RefSeq, a predicted model, not a curated record